Molecule: messenger RNA, 1155 nt
Organism: Drechmeria coniospora
Lineage: Eukaryota; Fungi; Ascomycota; Sordariomycetes; Hypocreales; Ophiocordycipitaceae
Product: CSI2 protein-like protein
Exons: 1
Coding region: 1-1155 (384 amino acids)
Cellular component (GO): fungal-type vacuole
Source: RefSeq, a predicted model, not a curated record
AUGCGGCCCUCAAACUACGUUGCAGGGCCGGCGGCCCUCCUGUGGACGACGCUCGGCUCCUUGGCCGCCUUUGCCGUUCCCGUCAUGGCCGCCGAUUCGGAUUCCGCCGACGGCGAUGCCGCCAAUUCAUCGCCGGCCCCCAAGGCAGCGAAUGCCAAGUCGUCGUCGUCGUCCAAGCCGGCCGCUGCGGCCACGACGGACGAGGCUGCUCCCACGACGACGACAAAGUCCUCCAAGACGUCCAAGGUCAGCAUCACCAACACGGGCCCGCUGGCGACCAAGACGCCCGUCGCCGUCCCUACAAUCACCGGCGGCGGCGCCAAGGAUUCCAACGCCGGGCCCAUCGCCUUCCCGACCUUGACCAGAAAUGUCAUCCCGACCUAUCCCGCGCCUACCGUUCCGCCGACCAAGAACGCGCCCUUUAUGCAGCAAUCCACCUUGCCCGACGGGACCGUCUUCAUCUGCGUCGGCGCCGUGCUCGGCGUCUUGGGCCUCGCCAUCCUCCUCUGGCGCGCCAUCAUCAGCCUUCUCCUUCACCGCUCCGUCAAGCGCGCCGCCAUGGACCAGCACAUCGCCGGCGGCAAGACCGGAUUCCCCGCGCCCCCUGCGCCCUUUUACAAGUACACCGAUCAGUCUUCGACGCCGUCUUUCGCCGCCGGCGUCGGCGCCGUGCCCGCCGGUCGCGGCGUCCGACGCACCACUCGCGUCCCCGUCCCCUCGGCCACGCCGAGCCAGUCGAACCUCUUCUUUUCUCCCACGGCGGCGACGAGCAAUGCGGCCGGCGUUCGGGCUUCCUCGUAUCUGCCCUCGGGCUUCUACGCCUCUGGAUCCGGGAAUUCGAACCACACCAACUCCAUCAGCCUCAGCAAUCUUCGUCCCGAUUCGCGGGGACCGCAUCUCGCUCCUGCGCGGAACACCCUGAGCCAAUCACCCCCCGACUCGCCUCAGUACCCGGCUAGGAGAGACACGAGCCUCAUGAGCCCCAGCUCCCUCAACCUCACCGCCCUCUCCCCGGGACAGCGGGCGCCGAGCGCCUACCUCGAGGACCUCCUUGCCGACGACCCGAACGCGCUCCCUCCGCCCCAGAUGCCCCACACCCACGGUGGGCGAAGCUCGAGUGGCAGAACGGACAGCCUACCGAAUCGCAUCGAGUAG